Messenger RNA from Rhipicephalus sanguineus (brown dog tick), 849 nucleotides. RefSeq names its product zinc finger protein 596-like. The transcript has 2 exons. NCBI's taxonomy places the organism in Eukaryota, Metazoa, Arthropoda, Arachnida, Ixodida, Ixodidae. Gene Ontology annotation, biological process: regulation of transcription by RNA polymerase II. Bases 1 to 717 code for a protein of 238 amino acids. Gene Ontology annotation, molecular function: DNA-binding transcription factor activity; RNA polymerase II cis-regulatory region sequence-specific DNA binding. The record is from RefSeq and is a predicted model, not a curated record.
AUGCAGCGACGGUACCUGGGUGAAAUGCGGCUGAGUGCCUACGCGCGUGACCUCCGGGGUCCGGCAAAACUUCGCUACGAACAUAAGGUUCACCUUUGCGGCGGCAUCGACCCGUUCGACUUCAGCAGCGAUGAAGCUGUGUGUGACGUGAAGUAUUAUCCUCGCAUCGAGCUCACGGACACUAAGGACUACCUUGUUCACGGCACAAGCUUUGCAACAAGGGGUCGUCGUCGGAAACAUUCAGGGUCAUUCGCCCAGCCAGAGAGCGGGGAUACUGAGAAGCCGCAUCAGGGACGCCGCCACCGUUGUGACUUUUGCAGCUACGAGACUGAUUAUUUCGCCCACAUUAAGCAACACGUGAGGAUGCAUACGGGCGAGCGGCCAUUUAAAUGCCACCUGUGUCUUCAAGGCUUCACACAAAUGACCGCAUUGAAGGAUCACCUGCGCACCCACACAGGAGAGCGACCGUAUAAGUGUCACCUGUGCCCCCAAGGCUUCUCGCAAAAGACCACAUUGAACAAUCACCUGCGCACCCACACAGGCGAGCGACCACACAAGUGCCACCUCUGCCCCCAGAGCUUCUCACUGAAGGGCUCAUUGAAAGAGCAUGUGCGCAUCCACACUGGCGAACGACCAUAUCAGUGCCCUUCGUGCGCCCAGACGUUUAGGCAGGGGUCACACCUCAGAAAACAUUUGCGUGUGCAUGAGCGCCAGUGAUGCUAUGGAAUUUCUCCUGUACGAGCUUUUUUUGUUAGAGGGGUCAUGUUAUUUACUAAGAUCACUGAAAGACUUAGUAUCUAUAACCAUGUGAUAUUACUUUGUGUUUUCAGUGCAUUUAGGAGAACUAAU